This is a messenger RNA of Melanotaenia boesemani (Boeseman's rainbowfish), 4543 nucleotides long. It is a transcript of the gene ddhd2, whose product is annotated as DDHD domain containing 2. The record is from RefSeq and is a predicted model, not a curated record. NCBI's taxonomy places the organism in Eukaryota, Metazoa, Chordata, Actinopteri, Atheriniformes, Melanotaeniidae. Gene Ontology annotation, cellular component: COPII-coated ER to Golgi transport vesicle. The coding region runs from base 186 to 2549 and encodes 787 amino acids. The transcript has 19 exons. Gene Ontology annotation, molecular function: triacylglycerol lipase activity; protein binding; metal ion binding.
GUACAGCUAACUCGGCUAGCAUAAUACACAACAACCCAUGGCCUCAACCUUGUGUUUGUUGAUGUUUUGCGUCUUUAAAAUACCCUAACGCAAUGGGAAGUAACCGAUAAAAUGUGUUAGUGUUGUUUAAGGUUCUGCAUGGGAUCUUUGCCCCCUCCCUCAGGCAAGAGUUGAGGGCAGGGCUAAUGUCAAUCAAUCAGGGUGAGAAGGGGGGUCUAUCACAGGCUGCCCCAAACGACAACACCCAAGACCUGUUUGACAACCCCACUCAUAGUGUAGCUACAGGCAACAUACCCGAGGAGCAGGUUUCACCUGUGUUUAAUGGGGCCUCUCCUUCAUCCACGUCAUCUUUUGAGAUGCUUGACAUGGAUUCGGUUCCAGCCCCUUAUCAAGAAGUGCAGCCUCACUGGUUCUUCUGUCUUCGAGCAGAUGAUGGCACUUCCUGGCUUCCUUUUAGCAGAGAGGACUCUGACAAACUAGAGAAUGCUAUCGAAACUGCUGGAGAAAAGGCGGAGGAUGUGGUGGUUGCUGUGGAUGGUGAGCGAUAUGACGUACGUGUCAAAGAGAGAAAGCGCUACGCUGUGUACUGGGAGCAAGCUCCCACUGAAGUCCGCCGCUGUACCUGGUUUUACAAAGGAGAUAAGGACACAAGAUUCAUGCCUUACCCUGAGGACUUCAGCAAAAGUCUGGAGGAAGCCUACAUGAUAGCAGUGACCUUGGAUGAAUGGAAGAGGAAACUGGAGUUUCCAACUGGAGAAACUGUUAUCUUACACAAUCCUAAGCUGAUAAUGCAGUAUCAGCCAAUAACAUUGCAGGAAGAAUGGGUGUCUUCCCCCUCAGAGCAGACACGGCCACGCACAGUCAAGAGAGGAGUAGAUAGCAUCUCUGUAGAAAUACCUGACGGCGAACCAGAUGAUGUGGACCACCUUGUCUUUAUGGUUCAUGGGAUUGGCCCUGCAUGUGACUUGCGCUUCAGAUCUAUCAUACAGUGUGUACAUGACUUCAGAAGUGCUUCGUUGUCCCUGCUGGCCUCUCAUUACAAGCGGGCUCAGCAGGGUGGCCAAGUGGGACGAGUGGAGUUCCUCCCAGUCAACUGGCACAGUGCCCUCCAUGGUGAUGCCACUGGUGUGGACGAGGACAUUCAGAGGAUCACUUUACCGAGCAUCAGCAGACUGAGACAUUUUACCAACGAUACGUUAUUGGACUUAUUUUUCUACAACAGCCCCACCUACUGCCAGACCAUUGUGGACACAGUGGCCUCUGAGAUCAACAGGCUGCAUGCUCUCUUUAAGCAGAGACAUCCAGAGUUUAAUGGAGCAGUUUCAGUAGUGGGCCAUAGCUUGGGCUCUCUGAUCUUAUUUGACCUGCUAACCAAUCAGAGAAAUGAAUCUGAAGCAAGAGGGCGGGUGCCUCCUGGUGAGCCCUCUUGUGUGAACAGGAGCACAUUAGAGCAGAUUCUGACCAGACUGGGCCUGGAGCAAUUCCUGGAUACACUACAGGCAGAAAACCUUGACCUGGAAUCACUGGCUCUCUGCCAAGACAGUGAUCUCAAAGAUUUAGGAAUUCCUCUUGGACCUCGGAAAAAGAUCUUAAACUACAUCAAGAGAAAGGGACUUUCAGAGACAGCUGCAGUGCAUCAUGAGUCACAAAUUCCUCCUCAUGUGACCAAUGAUGGAAACCAGUGUUCAGGAUUGACACCCCAGCAGUCCCAUUUCCACAGAGCGCAGUCUGUCACCAGCGCUGUGGACUACGAAUACUUUGAUGUCGGCAUUGGACAGGUAUCCAUUGAUUACCCACAGCUAGCAUUCCACCCUCAGACAUUUUUUGCUUUUGGCUCUCCUAUUGGGAUGUUUCUGACUGUACGUGGACUGAAACGCAUCGAUCCAAACUACUCUUUCCCAACCUGCAAAAGCUUUUACAACAUCUACCAUCCAUAUGAUCCUGUUGCCUAUCGGAUAGAACCCAUGAUUGUUUCAGAGGUGGAUCUGGAGCCAAUGUUAAUACCUCACCACAAAGGCCGAAAGAGGAUGCAUUUGGAACUCAAAGAUAGCUUGACCCGAAUGAGUAUGGACUUAAAGAACAAUGUGCUGGGAUCAUUGCGGACAGCAUGGCAGUCCUUUGCCAGGCUGCCUGUUGCUGCACUGCCCCCUGGAGAGGAAGGAGAAACUACAAAUGAGACAAACCCACAGGAGGCAGAGGUGGUACACACCGCUGCUGUAAAGAGGGAAGACAAAAGUGCUGAUUUUUGGACUAAAAUACUGGAGUGGCCCAGGGCCCUUCAUGUGCAUUACUUAAAAGGAGUGUUUUCCGAUGCUGAAUGCUCAGUGUCAGCAGAGCGGGCAGCGCAACCUGAGAUUAAAAUGGGGAUGUUGAAUGGAGGACGACGGAUUGAUUAUGUGCUUCAGGAAAAACCCAUUGAAAGCUUCAAUGAAUACUUGUUUGCCAUCCAGUCACAUUUGUGUUACUGGGAAUCUGAAGAUACGGCUCUCCUGCUGCUCAAGGAAAUUUACGACAAGCUAGGUGUGGCCUUUGAACAGCCACAACUGUAAUAAAGCUGUAAGAAUGUAGACCACUUGCAUGACAGUAACUUUAACAUGAAGGACAUGACAGAGACAGAAAUUUGACAAUCAUCCUCCAGAAUGCCUUACUGUCCGAGGGUAACCUGACUACCAGCCUUCCUCCCCCUCCAACAGAGGAGCCUGUUUGGUUAGUCAGGUGAUCUUGGUUGAUGUGUGUUUGUCAAACUUAAUUUGUGGUAAUGGUAAAGUCUUGGUGUUUCCUAACCUCCCACUGCAGACUGAAGUACUGAGAGUUGAUUCACAUGCACCAAAACAUCAGUUUUGCUCCUGCUUGCACUUUUUUUUUCAGUAUUGUACUUGAAUUUGCACUUUCAGUGAAAAACAUCAGGCUUUUGUCUGAAGCAAAAUAAUUACUAUGAUUAUCAGAAAACACACAACAUUGCUCAUGAAACUGGAUUUUAUAUCAAAACAUGUUGCUUUGCAAUUCACAUGGAAAAUAUAUUUAAAAUGUCCAGAAUUCAAUCAAAAUGGCAGAUAAGUUAAAUUAGAUUUUAAAUAUAAAGGUUUUCUUGACCAAGGGACCUGUUUUAUUGUGACUCUGAGACAUUACCACUUAUGAAUGUCUGGUUGAGGUUGUUUGUCUGCUUAAGAAAAUGAAGGUUGACAUUUAGUCUGUUAGAAGUUUCCUGGCAGCUGUAUUCUCUCAUCCUGCAUCACAGCACUUGUAACUCAAAGCAGACACUCCUACAUGUGUUCAGUGUUAUAGAAAUGUUUUUUUCCCCCUUUUAUUUACAAAGCAUAACCCAGAGUGUAAAUCAAAGUGAUGUGCACCUUUAAUUCUAAUCACAUCUUUGAUUGGUGGUAUGUGUGCCAGCUUGAUCAUACCUAUCAGAUGUGUCUGAAUGAAGUAAUCCUGAUGAAGAAUUGUUUCAGAGCUGAAAUAGAGAGGUUAGAGAGUUUAAAAAAGACAGCAGGAUUGUCUUUUCAUGGCUUACGCGUGUACUUUAAAUGUGUGAAUGUGUGUAAUAUGUGUGACGUGAACAAACUGGACAACCCACUUUUUUCCCAGGUCAGUCCCAUUCCUCCUUUACCACUUCCUCCUCUUUACUUUGGCAUUUGAGUGAUCAUUUUAUCUUCAAGUCCAUGACACUAAUAUACUAUGUCUGCUAAAAUGUGGUUGAAUGUCAGACAGACUGACAUCUCACUGACACUCCUAACUUAUCUUGAGUAAUCUAGGGGCCAAAUCAUACACCUUUCCCUUACCUAUUUAUGUAGUCAUUAUAUUCUAAAUCCUCUUUCUGUUCUGUACUGCAUGCACUUUUUGUUUUGUUAGAGCCUUUCUCAGCAUAUUCUGGUCCUAACCAGUUUUGCAUUGGUUUCAAAAGCUUAUCUCACAGAGCCAGCAAUAAGAGAAUGGUCAAACAGAAAUUCUACACAUUUUAUUUAAAGGGAGCUAACUAUAUAGAAAUUAUGUCAUUCAAUGCUAAUCAGUUUAUUUUAAUAAGAAAAAUAUAUGAAAAUACUGUAUAUCAGCACAAUGUCUGUGACAAAAUAACCCAGAUCUGUAUAUCAACAAAUUCAUGUCCAGAAAACAAAACAAACAAAAAACUUUGUGUAAAAAGAAUUUAACUUUAUUAGACUGAUUUGUUAUGUAUUGUUGGAGAAAUAGAGCUCUUUACCACCAGAGCUGUAAAUUACCUGUUUGGCAGCUGUUUGGCUGUAACAUCUGCACAUUUAAGGAAUAAACCUACCAGGAUUGUUAAUUUUCUUCCUUUAGAAAUGCUCCGAACAAGGAGUAACCACAAUGUUCCUCUGGAUGCCACCAUAGAGUUUUGUAUCUAAACAAUAAGAGCAGGAUUUCAUGAUCAUUGACCUUUUUCAUUUCCAUAACUAUUGUGGUAUUUGAUUCUUAUAUGUUGUUAUAUGCCAAAUAAUAAAAAAAAAAAACACUUUUUUGGUCAGAAUACAUACCCUUUGAAUAUGGUUACAUGGUUUAUGUGCCAUAAUAAAAUAUUACAUAUCUC